AUGGCUCCAGAGCCAAUCGAUACAAUACCAGAGGAUGAUCAGGCAGCCCCAGCCACUAUCGAUAGGAAUUCGAGUCGAAGGGGCGAUAGACAGAGCCUCUUUGGUACUGGAUCGUCAAUCGUACCGGAACCACCUGCGCCAGCUGAAAGCGAAAAGGACGACAAUGUCCCCAACCCAGUCGAAAGUACUGUGCAAGAUAUUGGGGCAGAAUCGAUACCGACUGUCGAUGAGCCAAUAGUGGAGUUCCGAGUCUGCGCAGGAAACUUGAUGUCGGCUUCUCCGUGGUUCAAUCGUGUUCUGACCAAAGAUGGUUGGAUGGAGUCCAAUACAAGUGCCGACGACAGAUUAUUCCACGUGUCCGCCGAGGACUGGGAUGAAGAGGCGUUUUUCAUCUUGAUGAAUGUGUUUCAUCUUCGCAACCACAGCAUUCCUCGCAAAAUCACCUUGGAAAUGCUGGCUAAGAUUGCGAUCCUGGUUGAUUACUACGAAUGUAGCGAAUCUGUUGACAUGUUCAUCGAUAUUUGGGUGGCAGACUUGCGCAAAACGAGUCCUGUCCCGACAACUUACUGUCGGGAUUUGAUACUAUGGAUGUGGAUAUCCUGGAACUUCAAGCUAUCAGACCUGUUCAGGGAAGUAACGACUGUGGCUAUCCAGAAAGCUGUCGAGCCAGUGCGAAACCUGGGACUUCCAAUUCCAGCUUGGGUCACCCACGAAAUUGACCUCAGACGCCAUCGAGUAAUCGACUCUAUCAGAGCUGGGCUGAAUGCACAGCUUGCUACAUAUCGCAGUGCAAGAUACAUUUGUCCUGUCAACACUAGCUACUCCUUUCAGUGCGGAAGCAUGCUAUUCGGCGCACUGACGAAACAGAUGGAUUCAGCGCAGCUCUCGUCCCUUCGGCCUACAAACACGUUUCUGGGGUUGAGUUUCGAUGCUCUUUGUUUCGAGGUUCGAUUGAUAAAAUCGAGUCUAUGGUGGCACGACCACUAUCAUCAGCAUGACUGCAAUGUGAGCACGGCUGUCAAUUCCAUCGUAGAUUCGGCUGUGGCUGGUGUAUCCGGGCUAGGCCUGAGAAAGGAACUUGCUUCCUGGCAAUCUUUGAUGCGACAAAUCCACUGGGGGAGCGUUGCUCCUACUCACGAUAUCAGCACACGUAACAAAAUUGCCUCACAAUAG
This is a messenger RNA of Boeremia exigua, 1173 nucleotides long. RefSeq lists its product as uncharacterized. Bases 1 to 1173 code for a protein of 390 amino acids. The transcript is spliced from 2 exons. The record is from RefSeq and is a predicted model, not a curated record. NCBI's taxonomy places the organism in Eukaryota, Fungi, Ascomycota, Dothideomycetes, Pleosporales, Didymellaceae.